Molecule: messenger RNA, 2564 nt
Organism: Andrographis paniculata
Lineage: Eukaryota; Viridiplantae; Streptophyta; Magnoliopsida; Lamiales; Acanthaceae
Product: interactor of constitutive active ROPs 1-like
Exons: 2
Coding region: 875-1969 (364 amino acids)
Source: RefSeq, a predicted model, not a curated record
UAUUUAUUUAUGUAUUCUGUAUUAAAUGUUGUACUACUGAGGAGUUUAAUGAUUCUGGGCUGUUUAACCUAUUUCUUGCUGAUCAAUGAAAAUUUACUUUCAAAAAAUCUUCUUUUCUUUAGCAGACGUUUGAAGCCAUUAAAGUGGUGUUGUCAAUUAAAAAAACACUUCAGAACAUCUCUGUUGUAUUCUUUUAAUUCAGAUUUAUGAGGAUCUUUUAGGUCCUCUUUGGCAAGAUAUUAAUAUCCACUUUUGAGAUCCCACACUCAGUUCAAAAUUUUCUAUGUUAAGAGGGUUGGAUAUUGGAAUCCGUUGCCUCUGCAUUGGCCCUUUUUAUGACCUUUUCUUUUUGUCUCUUUGUUCCUGAUAUUGAAGAGAUUCAGCUGAUGCAAAAUGAUUCAUCUUUAUACCCUCCAAAAAAAAUUGAAAAGAAAAAAAGAAAGAACAAAGAAGCAGUGAAAAGAUAAAUUUGUGGGCUUUUCAGAUUCACAUCCACGAAUUGAGAGAUGGCCUACACAAGCUGGCAGGCCAGCACAUCUUUUGAUUGCACUGGAUAUCUGCAUGGCUGCAAUAAGUUUGCACUGUAAAAGCUACUUUAACUUUUCUCAAAAAAAGCAUGGCUUUAGGCCUCAGGGGAAAGUCCAAGUCCUUGAGACUAUAACAAAUAAUUCACAUCUGAAGUAUCUUAGCAACAGAGCUGGAGCUGCACUGUUUUAAGCUUCUUUCGCUUUCAUCAUGAGUAUUGCUGCCAUGAAUUGAUUUCCCAAUGUUCACUCCUCUUUGCACACAAUGCAGAUAAGAAACAAAAAUUAUAAUCUUGGCUAGUUCCAUUCUCUUUCGUUGCUGUUAAAGGCUUAAUUUUUUCAGGGAAGAAAUGCCAAGAUCAAGGGCUACGGAAAUGUCUCAGAGGUCUUCUUCUACACGAGGCCCGCCUGGUCUUCGGACAUCGAGCUCGGAUUCCAGUUUGGGGCAUCAUCGUAUGAGGACUGAGAGGAGCCCGAAACUAGGCGAUGGUCGAUCCCCACGAGGUUCGCAAUCUGAUCCGUUGCAUCAAAAGAAAUUGGGAACUCGCAUUGCGGAUUUGGAGUCUCAACUUGGCCAAGCACAGGUGGAGCUUAAAAGCCUCAAGAACCAGUUAGUCUCUGCUGAAGCUGCUAAGAAAGCUGCUCAAGAACAGCUGGAGAAGAAGUCGAAGAAGCAGGCGAAGGUUAGGGAAGUAGCAGUGGUUCAAGAGAAGCAUUCCAUGGCUAAAAAGGGAAAUGAAACAUCUAAGGAUUUGGAGGAAGACGAAGAGACCGAUGUCUUUGAAGUUCCUAUCGAGAAGCUCUCUCUCGAAGCUGAGAUCGAGCCACCUAUCGAUCAAAAUGUAGUAAAGCUUAAAUCUGUUUGCUCGGAGGAAGAGAAUUCAUCUUUAACUGAAUUGGAUUUGAAGAAUGGUGAAAUAAAUGUGUUACAGAUGAAAUUGGACGACGCAGGGAAAGAACUAGAAGUUCUUCGACAAGAGAACAUAAGUUUGAAGCAGCAGCUGGACGACGAGGAGUUAAAGAUAACAUCUUCAGAAUCUGCGAUCGAGGAACUGAGGUUGAGGUUGAAGAAGGCCGAUGAAGAGCUUGAAAAAAGUAAAAUUGACGCCGUGCAGAUGAACAGGAAACUAGAAGCGUCUGAGAAAGCCAAGGAGGAGCUCGAAGCCGAGAUGACGAGGCUGCGCGUGCAGACUAAGCAAUGGAGAAAAGCAGCCGAUGCUGCAGCAUCAGUCCUGGCCAGAGAAAUGGACACAGACAAUGGGAGACGGAUAUCCGAGAGGUGUGGAUCAAUGAACAAGCAUUAUUAUGACAGUGGAUAUGCAGGCGGCGGAGGUUCCCCGCAGGGACGAAUUGAUGAAUCCGAUGAUGUUUUCGGGAGCGGUAAGAGAAAGGGCUCCGGCAUGAAAAUGUUGGGAGAUCUGUGGAAGAAGAAGAGCCAUAAGUAGGAAAAAAUUGAAUCUUGAUUCAUCAUCUGGCCUUUAUGUUUGAUUAGGCAUUAGGACAAUGGUUGUUCUCACUUUCUACCUCUGUAAUGUCACUGUUUUCAGUGGACAUCGUUUUUAACUGUCAUGUUAUAAAUCUCCAAGUCUUACAAAGUAGAACACAUAAAAACUCCAUCUUCCUUAUUCAGCACACCUCAAAUCUACAACAUAAGUUUCACAGAUAAAUCAUUUCGAUGCAUCCUAAAUGCCAUUAAUUGCCUCCCAUUCGAAAGGAAACCAGAUUUCGUUAACUCGGUUCUGGAACUCGAAAGGGGAAUUGUACUGGGUGACGAUGUACUCUGUUAUCUCCUUACCAAUGGCGUUUGCCCAAACAGUUCCUGACAGGCUAGCAUACAAUGCAGCAGCUUCCCUUCCAAGAUCCUCGUCCAUUACAAAACCGCCGAAUUGACGUACAGCUAUGUAGGUGACACCCCAAUCUUCAACAUGGAGGCCUUUUGCUGUAGGAGGAUUCUUCUGGUUCUUCUUGGGGAUGUAGAAACUCACUAUGAAGGACGAAGCACAGAACGGCCCGUCGCUGGGCUUCACUUGUGUCUUAACU